CCUCCACAGUUAGAGGAAGUUACGAAGGAGGAAAAACAUCCUUUGAUUCGAUCUCAAAGCUUGCAAUAUAAGCAUCACUUGCUUUCCUCUUUGGGGAUUUUCUUUGUUCGUUAUCCCUGCAUAUCGAACAAUCCUUUUCUGUUUCAUUUAUAUACACAGCGAGGAAUCGAGAUUUCCUUCUAUUAUUGUAGUCUUGGUCUCGCUUAAAUCAAUAUAUACCAUAUUAGUAAAUUUUUAAUGUUUUGCUGAACAAACACAGAAAAAACUAAUGGAGAUUGAGCAGAGGCAGGCAGAGUUUGUACAGCAAUUUGUGAAGGAAGCCGAGAAUGCCAGAGGGCUGGAAGCGGCCAGAUUGAUAGCAAACGCUACAUCACACCCUUCCUUAUUUGCUUUCUCAGAGAUUUUGUCAGUACCCAAUAUCUUGGAGCUUCAUGGAACAGAACUCUCUAAUUUUCUGGAUCUGCUUCGCUUGUUUGCACAUGGCACAUGGAAUGAUUACAAAAGUAAUGCCACACAGCUGCCUUCAUUGGAACCUGAUCAAAUGCGCAAAUUAAAGCAGUUGACAGUAUUGACGUUGGCAGAAACUGCGAAGGUUUUGCCAUAUGAUCUCUUGAUGCAACAACUAGAUGUUUCGAAUGUUCGUGAACUUGAAGACUUUCUUAUCAAUGAGUGCAUGUACUCGGGUAUUGUAAAAGGAAAAUUGGACCAACGAAGGAGAUGUUUUGAGGUGCAAUUUGCAGCAGGAAGGGAUUUGAGACCUGGUCAACUUGAUAAUAUGAUGCAUACAUUAUCAAAUUGGCUGACUACCUCAGAUAAUCUUCUUCUAACAAUUCAAGAGAAGAUCAAAUGGGCAGACACCAUGAGUGAGAUCAACAGAAAACAUGCCAAGGAAAUUGAAGAUAAGACAGAAGAAAUGAAAUCUUCUAUAAAGAAGUUUAAAACUGUAAGCAGGCAGCCUUACGCGGGCAUGAAGAAUUUACCUACUCUGAAUCUGGAGGUGUGAUGGACUAUGAGGAAGAUAGAAGUCGACCAAAAAGGCGGAGGUAACACAGUUAUUUGUUAAAAGUUUAAUUUCUGGUCUUUGAGCCAGAGUUCAUAUUUUUUUGUAUUUGGCUCAGUUCAGAGAAUGGUUAUUAUACAGCAUCAGUUGUUACUUUUGGAGAAUAGUGCAGUCAGACUAUAAGAGUGUCUCGUAAUUAAGAGUUCAUUUUUUGCCUUUGCAAUUUGAUGCACUGUUUAGUUUUUUCUAUGUAAGGAUGAAAAUACUUCCUUUUCUCUGCAAAUCUUUACUUGAUAUUGGAUCUACCUUGUUUAGAUAUUGUAUCAAGCUAUUUGCUAAUUUUGUUGAGCAAAGUCCUCUUGAUCACAAUCUAUGCAAAGGUACUGUUAAAUUUUAGUCAUUUUGAAAAAAAUAGAUAACCAAUUAAUGCAUUUGCGAUUCUGGUUA
Cryptomeria japonica (Japanese cedar) is the source of this 1447-nucleotide messenger RNA. RefSeq names its product COP9 signalosome complex subunit 7. The coding region runs from base 269 to 1003 and encodes 244 amino acids. The record is from RefSeq and is a predicted model, not a curated record. Gene Ontology annotation, cellular component: COP9 signalosome. The transcript is spliced from 9 exons. Lineage: Eukaryota; Viridiplantae; Streptophyta; Pinopsida; Cupressales; Cupressaceae.